CACCAAAGAAAAAAACCUCACACUCAAAGAAACGAAUGCGCUCAGCAAGCAAAGGAUUGAAAGAUAAAACGAAUAUUGUUAAUUGUCGGGUCUGUGGUCAGCGACGUUUGACACAUCAUUUGGAAUUAUACUCAAAUAUAAUAAAGAAUCAGAGGAAUUUAAAGAUUAAAGAGAAGAUCGAG
This is a messenger RNA of Scutellospora calospora, 182 nucleotides long. The record is from the annotation of a GenBank genome assembly. Lineage: Eukaryota; Fungi; Glomeromycota; Glomeromycetes; Diversisporales; Gigasporaceae.